Messenger RNA from Pisolithus orientalis, 852 nucleotides. RefSeq lists its product as uncharacterized. Lineage: Eukaryota; Fungi; Basidiomycota; Agaricomycetes; Boletales; Pisolithaceae. The transcript has 8 exons. The record is from RefSeq and is a predicted model, not a curated record. The coding region runs from base 1 to 852 and encodes 283 amino acids.
AUGUGCAUGAUCUCAUAUCACAUGAUAAUUGAUACCCAGAACCACCUUGCCACUAGUGCUGCCCUGACUCAACCACCCAACAUGAACAAGAGCGCCAGGACAUGCAACUGCAGCUGUGCUAUUGUUUGGGAUGUUGGGCACAUAGCUGCGCUGCUGACUUAUCCUUCAAACAUGUGCUUGACCAUGAACAUGACUGGAUGUCCCUUGACCAAGAAUGCGAGUGUGACUGACCACAGCCACAAGACCACAUGGGAGUAUGUGUGCCCAGCUGAGAACCACAAACUUUGCAGAUGGGUCUGGAAUGUCAGAGGAGAUGUGAGCAAGCUGUGGCAGGUGGGGAAGUAUGCACCUGCAACUGACGAGGCAAUGAGAUAUCAGACAGUUCAGGGGAAAAAAUCAACAAAGCAGCAGAUGGAAAGUUACCUAUUCAAUAUUGUUGUCACCACCAAAUGUCCAUUUGUGUGUGGCAGGGUAUAUUCAGAGGCCUGUGAAUGCAUGAGCAGGACCCACAAUGAGGCUUGUGAGAGCAUGAGCAGGGCCCACAACAGUGGGUAUCCACACACAUGCACCACAUGGGACCAGCACAUGCAAGCAGGGGAUUAUUCAUUAUGUGUUGUGUGGAAUUACAUUACAUUCACUAGUCAUGAAAUCAUCUUGGGUGGGUUGGCAGGCAAAGGACAGAAGUUCAGAUUUGGUGUAUCCUGGUCAUUGCAGUACUUAUGCCUGAUUUUCCUUGUCUUCCUCAUCUUCAUUUGCCUCUGCCAUUUCCUUGUCCUCAUGAGUCACCUCCAGUAUAGUUCUUCGCAAUGUUGUUUGUGUGACACCUGGAGUAGCCCAUGGAAGCUACCUUAG